GUCAAAAUACUUCAGCUGUGCUGCGCAGAUCUUUUUGUCUCUCUAUUUCCAUUUGUAGAGAGGUUAGAGUCGGGAUCCCGUAGCACCGCUAGUGCUGUACAGUGCAGGCCACGCCCACCCAGCGGAGCGCACCAGAGCUAACGGAGGAGCAGACAGUGUCAGUCACAAGGAAGCACCGCACCCAAGCAGUGGGCUGUAAGCAGCAACCGGGCUCCCGCUCCGGAGACAUGGGCCUCGAGAAGGAGACGGCAGAUGCCCGCAUUUUUAUGGACGAAGAUGAACUGAAUCACAGCACUGUCCCCAUGCUCACUGAAAAGACAUUCGACAACAGCCCCGACCGUGAUCCCAAGAGGCUGAACUCCCACCUGAAGAUAGAGUUUGAGGAUGUGAUCGGAGAGCCAGAUACAACUCACAGCUUCGACAGGGUCUGGGUGUGCAGCACAGCUCUGUUUGAAAUCAGCAAAUACCUGAUCUACAAGGUCCUCACUGUCCUACUUGCUGUGCCGCUGGCAUUUGUAAUGGGAAUACUAUUUGCAGUGCUCAGCUGUCUACACAUUUGGAUUAUGAUGCCUUUCGCGAAGACCUGUAUGAUGAUUUUGCCUUCUGUACAGAAGAUAUGGAAGGGCGUGACAGAUAGCUUUAUUGCUCCCUUAUUUGCAAGCAUGGGACGGUGUAUGUCUAGCAUUAACAUUCAGCUGGAUCGGGAUUAAGCCUCUGUACCCCUUUGUAAUACUGAAUGUCUCUGCCUUUUUGGUGCUGAAACACUCUGCUCCCUCUUGCACCAUGAUCAGAUGAAAUAAAGCUACUCAUAGACUAUGCACCUUAUCUUAACAGCAUAUUUAAAUAUUGCAUAAAGCUGAAACACUGGCUCAAGUCUAGUAACCAGUUAAAGUCUGAAUUUGCAUAAUUUACCACCUGAUCAGUGGACAUGUAUUCAAAACAUAUGUUCAUGCAGAAAUGUGGGACAUUAUACUAUUAAUUCUGAUGUAGAGGUGUCAUUUAGCAUUUUUUAUGGACUCCAGUAUUUCUUGAACUGCCUUUAAGCACGGGAAUGGGUAAUAUGUAUUAAGCUUUACAUUUAGUAUACUGAUUUCAGUCUUUUCAGUGCUAUGUGGAUUAAAAUGAAGUCUAAAGAAAAAGGUGAAUGCUAGGCAAGAGUUUCUCUGGUAUCUAUUACAGUAUGUUACUGUUCCCUGUGAGUAACAUGAUACUUUAAGGAUAUAUCAUUAUAAUAUCAAGCCUGCAGCAUUCCAUUUGUUUUUAAAGGAUGCCUUGGGUGCCACAAUUUCUGAAGGACCACAAGCUGGACAUUCCUGGUAUAUCGGUAACAGAUACAUAGGCUUAGUCUAAACCUGAGGUUCCAAGCUUGUUGAGUGUGGGGCAUAGCAGUGAAUUUUGAACCCCAAUAAGACUGAAAUGAUGGGAUGAAUGUUUAUUACCUGUCCUGAAUAAUACCAGUGAGGCUGUUAACAAACAUUUGUAGCGUAAGCCAGGGGAGCCUGACCACAUUUUGGAUUACAAAAGAGAAUUUGAACCCAAAAGGUCUAAAGACAACUUUCUAAACCAAAGAGAUGGUUUUGUGAGAAUCCCUAAUGGCAGCCCUCUUACUGGGUGUUCACAUCCAAUCUUUAUGUCACCGAGAACAAGCCAUGCUAUUUCCAAUGGAUUUUACCAUGACAUGCUACCCUUCUGCUCAUCUUAGCUAACUGGCAUCAAACUAAACCUUAAUAUCAAGUCUAUGCAGAACUGCUGUAACAGAGUUUUUUCAAAAAAGAUUAGUUGGGAAACUUUCAGAUAAUUUCAACACUCAAAAUGAUAAAAAUGACAGAUCAUGUAUUUAAUGUUUAUUGACUAAGGGUUGCCGGAGCUGCCGAUGCUACCUAUUUCUUACGUUAUUUACUGAGGGCACAAUGUAAAACCCAUGUUAAAUAUAUAAGAGCAAUGCACUGAAAUAAUUCUGUAGAGAUUAAAUAAAUAUAUUGAAACAUUUCUUAACAAACAGCGUAUGCUUGUGUAUCUAUGGAGAGAGUAUUUGUUUAAAGUGUAAAGUCUCAUUUUACUAUGCUAUACCAGUAAUUUCCCAGCUGUUGGGAUGAUACAUCAUAGGUUGACAAUCAUUAUUCUGUACUACUAAAUAAAAUAGAAGGCUACGUUUU
Messenger RNA from Xenopus laevis (African clawed frog), 2156 nucleotides. It is a transcript of the gene cav2.L, whose product is annotated as caveolin 2 L homeolog. The record is from RefSeq and is a predicted model, not a curated record. Gene Ontology annotation, cellular component: focal adhesion; Golgi apparatus; plasma membrane. Gene Ontology annotation, biological process: regulation of cytosolic calcium ion concentration; negative regulation of endothelial cell proliferation; insulin receptor signaling pathway. Lineage: Eukaryota; Metazoa; Chordata; Amphibia; Anura; Pipidae. The coding region runs from base 228 to 710 and encodes 160 amino acids. Gene Ontology annotation, molecular function: molecular adaptor activity; protein kinase binding. The transcript is spliced from 4 exons.